UCUUUGUGUAUUGACAUGGAGUCAUUUGUUCUAGACACAUGCUACAUGAAGGUACCUGGAUUUAGAGUGCAUUGUUAUCGGGUGCACAGUUUUGUAUAUGAGCGGGAUAUGGAGGUUUGUUAGCUUGAAGAUAUAGAUUUAUAGGGUGGAAAUGAACUUUGGAAACACGUUUGGCUCGUUCCGUUAGAACGUCUUCUAGUCUCAGCUUGCCCGAUUAGUGGCUAAAUAGUGUUUACAGCUAAAUUUGAUAGGUCCAAGAAGCCUAAAAAUGAAGGUCUAUAAACAUUCAAAGUCGCUAGUCUUUUGGAACGUCUGGUACUCUUGAUAAUUCUCCAUAAAACAGGACUAUUUCGUAUACCCAGAAGGUGAAGCCUCCUCUACUUGAAGAAAUGUUUAAUCGAGGUUAUUAAUUUAUUGGGAUCUUAUCAUAUCUCAUGUGAAGAAUUAUGCCCGUUACAUUUUUGCAUAUUACUUUUGAUUGAGAUUUUAUAAUUUUCUCAAAUGUUCUAAUCCAUGUCAGAAGAUUAUGUCAAAAUGUUUCCUCCUCAAGAAUCAGGAUAGAACAUUCUCUUCUAUUAAUUGAAGUGAGGGGAUCAGAUAUGUACAAAAAAAAAAAAAAAAAAAUUGCACUUCCAAAUAGGUAACGUUAUUAUCGACAAAGUCCUGAAUCAAACUAGAAACAAAACUAGUCGAGAAUGUGGGGCUUAUCCUGCGCCACCUCUGCGGCUUAUCCUGCGCUGCCUUCUAGAGCUUGUGAACCCACGGCCACUACUCGUUCCUGUUCUCCAGUCUCCGUCUCAUUCCCUACCAAUCACCAUUAUUCUCAGAAAGACAGUCCUUUUGUUCCAGCCGUUGUGGAAGCAGUGGAAUCCUUGCAUUCAGAGUUCAGAGCUGUGGAUAAUUUGGUAGCACGCAAUACCACUCGGGUUCUUAAAGCUUUCCAGAAUGCACGAGUUGGAUCUCAUCACUUUGCUGGAAGUACUGGCUAUGGUCACGAUGAAGCUGGGGGGCGUGAAGCUCUUGACCAAGCUUUUGCAGAAAUUUUAGGCGCUGAAUCUGCAAUAGUUCGCUCACAGUUUUUCUCAGGAACUCAUGCUAUAACCUGUGCUCUGUUUGCUUUUCUAAGGCCAGGAGAUGAGCUUUUGGCAGUUGCCGGUCCUCCCUAUGACACCUUGGAGGAGGUUAUUGGAAAGAGAGACUCUCAUGGCAUGGGAUCCUUGAUAGACUUUGGAGUGAAAUACCGUGAAGUUCCACUUGCUGAAGAUGGUGGCCUUGACUGGGAUGCGCUUAUGCAUGCUUUGAAACCUGAAACAAAAUGUGCACUCAUACAGCGGUCAUGUGGUUAUUCAUGGCGUCAGAGUUUAAGUGUGGAUGACAUAAGGCGAGCAAUUGAGAUAAUAAAGAUGCAGAAUCCUAACUGCCUGGUCAUGGUGGAUAACUGUUAUGGUGAAUUUGUGGAAAGCAUUGAACCUCCAAUGGUGGGUGCAGAUUUAAUUGCUGGCAGUUUGAUAAAAAAUCCUGGUGGAACUAUAGCCCCAUGUGGUGGAUAUGUUGCAGGAAGGGCAAGAUGGGUAAAAGCAGCAGCAGCUCGUCUGUCUGCACCUGGCCUUGGAGUUGAUUGUGGCUCAACUCCUGGUCACAUUAUGAGAGCUCUUUUCCAAGGUUUGUUCCUUUCACCUCAAAUGGUCGGCGAGGCUAUCAAGGGGACUUUCCUAGUAGCUGAAGUAAUGGCUUCCAGGGGGUAUAAGGUGCAGCCACUUCCUCGUGUUCCUCGCCAUGACACAGUGCAGGCCGUACAGCUUGGAAACCGUGAGCGCCUUCUUGCUUUCUGUGAGGCUGUGCAGAGGAGCUCCCCAGUCGGUUCGUUCACUAAACCAAUUGCGGGUACAACUCCUGGAUAUGCAUCCGAGGUGAUAUUUGCUGAUGGAACCUUUGUUCAUGGGAGUACAAGUGAGCUUUCAUGCGAUGGACCAUUAAGAGAGCCAUUCGCUGUAUUUUGCCAGGGUGGCUCCCAUUGGACUCAGUGGGGACUAGUUCUUGGGGAGGUUUUACAAGCCAUAUAAAGUAGAACAAAGUUUUUCCAGUGAGGACAGCUGACAGCAUGAUUAUGAAAUGCAAUGUCUAUAAGGAAGUUAAUUAUUUCUAAUUUUGCAAAGCAGGAGUAUAGAAUGCCAGUCUCAAGUUAUGUCCUUGCCCCAAUUCCUCAAAAUACAACAGCAGUGGCAUUUAAUCUGAAAUUUCCCGAAAGAAGGUGUAACGAAUUUUAUAUUUUUAUUAGAUGCUCUGUGUUUAACUCCUGUAUUUUUGUGGUUUGUGUGACGUGAGGAUAAGUGAUUUCAUACUGGUCACCAAUUCAAUUUUGGGUAAUGAUGUGUUGCAGUUACUUGGUGGCUCAGUUUAUUGGAAAGGAGCUAUUACGUGAUUCCCAGGAGACAAUCUGGAUACUGCUUUAAGGGGCAAA
Messenger RNA from Fragaria vesca subsp. vesca, 2461 nucleotides. RefSeq lists its product as uncharacterized. The record is from RefSeq and is a predicted model, not a curated record. The coding region runs from base 696 to 2063 and encodes 455 amino acids. NCBI's taxonomy places the organism in Eukaryota, Viridiplantae, Streptophyta, Magnoliopsida, Rosales, Rosaceae. The transcript has 12 exons.